AUGAGUGAUAGUGUCGAGGAGAUCAACCCAACUGCAACUCAGCUGCCUGGCCAACACUCUCGGAGAUGCUCGAUCUGCGAGAAGACCUUCAGCCGACUCGAGCAUCUAAAGCGACAUGCUCUCGUUCAUGACAAGACGCGCCAAUUUGAAUGUGGAACCUGCCACAAGAGCUUCGUGAGAAGAGACACGCUUCAAAGGCACGAAACGGUGCAUCAGCAGACGCAGUCACCACAAGCCAAGUGCACCAGGGCGUGCUCGGCAUGCGUGGUGGCAAAGACUCGCUGCUCUGGAGGAAUACCUUGUUGCCGCUGUUCGGCUCGGGAGCAGCCAUGCACUUAUCCAACGUCAGCAACCCCAGCUGGCAACUCGGAGAGAUAUUCUCAGCAGUCUAUUGAUCUAGUAUCGACAAAGGAUCCGCAUACCGACAACAGGAGAAUGCGUGAUACCGAGAGGACUUCGCCAUCCGGUAACUUUGACACUGCCAUGGAAGGUGGUAUUGCGAGCGUUGCAGCGGCGCCGUGGAAUGGCCAGAAUCAUUUUGCACUUCUGGGUGCUGAACCUGGAUCACGGGAACUGAGCCAACAGGAACCUUCUUACGGGGGUGCUGCAUUGCAAACCCCACAAUAUCAAGCCGGUCCCUUCGAUAGCAUUGAUCCAAAUUACUGGAUGACAGGCGCGUCUUCCACCAUCAACUGGUUGAUGGAUGAUUAUUCUGCACUCGACUUCGACUAUGGCUCUACUUCAGGCGGGACUACCCACGAUUACUGGCCCGAUAUAGGCGCAUUUCAGCUCAACACUCUGCAAACACAACCACAUGAGGACCUGACAUCCCCCAUCGGCCAUGACUCACUUGCAGACCUGGACGCCCCCGGAGUCUCCUCAACCAGUCCCGCAAGCCUGUCAGUCACUGACCAACCAUCAGAGCCAGGAGAAUUUUACGUAGAUGGAGCUGCCGCCAGAUUGCCACGUGUCAAACGCCGCAAAUUAAAUCCUGUCAGAGUCACCCCCAAAACAGCCAGUUUCGCGGCCGCCUCGUUCAGUCUCGCUUACGAAUGGCCGGCUACCGGAUGCGGAGCAUCGCAGGAAUAUUUCUCAGGUGAAGAUUAUGAUUGUUUGCUCUCGGCAUUUAAAAGUCUCUGUCUGGAUGUGAAAGGUUCUUCCGCUUCCGCGACUCAGAACCAUGGCAUAACUCCCAUAUCUGGGAACGUCGAUCACGGGAAUCAGCCAUUGCCAUCAUCCCAUCUGGCAUUUACUCCUGACACACCCCCGAAAUCAUUCUUCGACGAGUUGGUGAAGCUUUAUUUUGACAACUUCCACCCUCUGCUCCCUAUAUUGCACGUGAGUCCCAGCGACCCGCGAAAAUGGGAAACCUUGCUGGCUGCUGGUGCGCUUGGUAGCCACUACCUGCAAGGCUCUGACUCUCUUACCAUCUCACUGCACGAAUUCACUAGGAGGGUACUUCAAAACCUGGAAGAAGUAGCGAUUUCGUCUUCGCACCGCAGCAUCGAAUUAUAUCAGAUGAAGCUUUUGCACUGUAUCGGCUGCCUUUACUCUGGAGACGAACGUUUGCACAGUCAUGGGUCUAAGCUCCGGCUUGAUUCGGCCAAUUCCUGCCCGGACAUCCUCGAACACAGUGAAGUGGCAGACUCGAGGGAUAUCGAAUCUAGGUGGACGGACUGGAGACGGGAUGAGUCCCAACGCCGUUUGUCUUACUCGAUAUGGCUGUUGGACACCAUGAGCAAGGUCCAUUUUGGACAAAGACCGAUACCAAACUCUGAGAGCACAAGACUCCGACUUCCGGCGCAUGAGCAAGUGUGGGCCGCCGCCACGGCCAGGGAAUGGGCUGAAGUAUCUCGCAGAUACUCACCCGCCCCAACUCUUGCGAACGCCUUGGAGCAAUUAUAUAUCGACAAGAAGCUGCUAUCUGAUCUGGGAGAAUUCAGCCGCAUCUUGCUCAUCCAUGGUAUAUUUCGUCGGACCUGGGAAAUUGAAGCGUAUCUUGAGGAACCACUGUCGCAUUGGACACCAACCGCGGAGAAACGCUCUCCUGAAGAAGCAAGGUCACGAUCACCAAUCUGGCUCCCUUCGGUGUCAACCUACGCUCGCUGGCGAAAUUCUGCCUGUGAUUGCCUCGAUAUCCUCCAUUGGAGUGCCAAUGCUACCAUCGGGUUGCAGUCAGGCCUCGAACAUCCGACUGUGAUGCACCUGCACUUCGCAAGAGUCGUGUUACUCAGUCCAUACAAGAACAUUGUGAGAUUCGCCGAGCACUUGUCAGGAGAAUCGCGCUCUUCAUCCGGGGAAAGCAUUGUAAUGGACAAGCAAAUGAUACGCCGCUGGGUGAAUCUCGACCAGUACAAAGCCCGACUGGCCAUGAUCCAUGCAGGCGUACUGUUUUGGCACAUUCGAAGGUUCUCUGCGAACGGAUUUUACGAACCCUCCUCUGUCGGUCUGACUGCACUGGCCUUGUGGGCGUUCAGCGCCUUUUCGACCUCUUCGAAAGAAAGCGAGCCAUCGUCGCACUCAGGCCGUGACGAGUUUACAGGAAUUGACCAACGUACAGACGAGACCGAGGAAGCCGUCUGUGAUAUCAUCCUCAUAGACAGACCAACGGAUGACGAACUCGUGCAGCAGUUUGUGCGUCGAGGCAACACCAUGAAGCCGAUCAUGAACGGUGUGGGUGACCUGUACGGUCCUCGUGCACCUGAGAAGGUGCUGAUCGAGGGGCGAAGGCUGCUAGCCACAUCGUCCACGUGGGGAGUCCGGGACAGGUGGAUCCGGAUUCUGGACAAGUUGGCGAGCGUUAGCCGUCAGCGGCAAAUACGGACUCAGGGAUGA
Molecule: messenger RNA, 2835 nt
Organism: Exophiala dermatitidis NIH/UT8656
Lineage: Eukaryota; Fungi; Ascomycota; Eurotiomycetes; Chaetothyriales; Herpotrichiellaceae
Exons: 2
Coding region: 1-2835 (944 amino acids)
Biological process (GO): DNA-templated transcription; regulation of DNA-templated transcription
Molecular function (GO): DNA binding; zinc ion binding; DNA-binding transcription factor activity, RNA polymerase II-specific
Source: RefSeq, a predicted model, not a curated record